CCGUUGACUGUGGGAGGAAGGAGGAGGAAGAUGGCAAACCUGUCAGCGGCCGCUGCCGCCGCCCCGCCACCGAUCCCCCCCCUCCCCACCCGGAACUGUCGGCUUCUCGGUGAUGGGGUGUCUGGGCUCGAGGGGCCAGGGACUGGGGGGAGGGGCCAGGAGGAAGCUUCCCUCCCCCUUCCCCGCCAGUCUUCCCUGCUCUCUUUCCCCCUCCCGCGGAGCGGGGAAGUAGAGGCGCCGGCGGGCGCGCUCGUCCGGUUUAGGGUGGGAAAUCAGAUUCCCAAGGGGAUGCCCAACUCCUCCUUUCCGGAAUACUCAGGCUUGGGAACAGGUAAGGGAAUGACUACCAGGUACGCCAGCGAAAAUAGGGUGCAAGCCCAGAAACCGUUUCUGUACCACCACUUGUUGAGAAACUGAUUUGAAAGCAACUCUUGUGUUUGGAACUGGCAGAGGGUGCCCGGAUUUGACACCUCUGUUUUCUCAGAUUGGGAACUCUUCACUGCUAAGUGUCAAGGCAACAAAACUGGAAACUAACUUGACCCUUAUUGAAAACCAGAAUGGAGCGAUUUGUAGUAACAUCUCCUCCUGCUCGAAACCGUUCCAAGACUGCUUUGUAUGUGACUCCUUUGGAUCGUGUCACUGAGUUUGGAGGUGAGUUGCACGAAGAUGGAGGGAAACUGUUCUGCACUUCUUGCAACGUGGUACUUAAUCAUGUUCGCAAGUCUGCCAUCAGUGAUCACCUCAAGUCUAAGACUCACACCAAAAGAAAGGCAGAGUUUGAAGAACAGAAUGUAAGGAAGAAACAAAGGCCUCUAACAGCAUCUCUUCAAUGCAACAGUACUGCGCAGACAGAGAAAAUCAGUGUUAUCCAGGACUUUGUGAAAAUGUGCCUGGAAGCCAACAUCCCACUUGAGAAGGCUGAUCACCCAGCAGUUCGUGCUUUUCUCUCUCGCCAUGUGAAGAAUGGUGGCUCCAUACCUAAGUCAGACCAACUAAGGAGAGCUUACCUCCCUGAUGGGUAUGAGAAUGAGAAUCAGCUCCUUAACUCACAAGAUUGUUGACAAGGGAGGUUACCAUCAUUGUGAACAAGACAAAUGACGUGGAGUAUUAAAGUUAUGUGUUGAUUGUGUGGUUCAUUUUUAUAUUUAUUUCAUUAAAAUCAUGUGAUACAGAA
Molecule: messenger RNA, 1174 nt
Organism: Sarcophilus harrisii (Tasmanian devil)
Lineage: Eukaryota; Metazoa; Chordata; Mammalia; Dasyuromorphia; Dasyuridae
Gene: CGGBP1
Product: CGG triplet repeat binding protein 1
Exons: 3
Coding region: 558-1061 (167 amino acids)
Biological process (GO): regulation of transcription by RNA polymerase II
Cellular component (GO): nucleus
Molecular function (GO): double-stranded DNA binding
Source: RefSeq, a predicted model, not a curated record